Molecule: messenger RNA, 6969 nt
Organism: Leptidea sinapis
Lineage: Eukaryota; Metazoa; Arthropoda; Insecta; Lepidoptera; Pieridae
Gene: vkg
Product: collagen alpha-1(IV) chain
Exons: 15
Coding region: 29-5446 (1805 amino acids)
Cellular component (GO): collagen trimer
Molecular function (GO): extracellular matrix structural constituent
Source: RefSeq, a predicted model, not a curated record
GAGCGCGCGGCAGUAGUGCGCCGCUGCCAUGUCGGGUGCCGCUCGUGCGGGCGUCACCAUGCGGUGCUACGGACCGAUCGUCCUACUGGUCCUGCAUGUAAUAAUUUCUUCACCGGUGUCUGCUGUUGUUUGCAAUCAAACACGAUGCGACUGUGCUGGUAUAAAAGGCGAUCGAGGCGACCCAGGUCCUCCUGGUAUACCAGGAGUGCAGGGUGACUACGGUCCUGAGGGACCUGAAGGUAGAAUCGGAAUCCAGGGAGAACUAGGCGACCAGGGGGACCGUGGUGACCAAGGCGACAAAGGAGAAAGGGGUGCCACUGGACCAUACGGCCCUCGAGGAAGCAAAGGAGUCGAGGGUCUACCGGGUAUAGAAGGAGUGAGAGGUCUACCCGGAUUAGACGGAUGCAGUGGUACAGAUGGAGCAGCGGGGCUGCCUGGUCCGCAAGGAUUCCCCGGUGAUCGAGGCCCACCUGGUCCUGAAGGAGAGAGAGGAAUGCAAGGUUUAGCGGGUGAAGGCGGUGCGAAUUCCCGAGGAGCUAAAGGAGAUACAGGAAUAUCGGGUCGUCCAGGAGGUAUAGGCCCGAGGGGACCUACAGGUUGGAUCGGUGACAGUGGUCCUCCCGGAGAGCAAGGAGAUGAGGGUCCACCCGGACCUCCAGGUUCACCAGGAUACCGCGGUGAACCAGGUGAAGACAUUUACGGACCUCCUGGAAUAAAGGGAGACCAGGGUGAAAGGGGAGAACCAGGAAUACCAGCUCAAGUCGUAUAUGUUGACAUUUUACAAGAAGACGUUACCGUUCUAGCGAAAGGAAAUCAAGGCGAAAAGGGUUUGCGAGGUCAGCAAGGAGAAAAGGGAAUGAAAGGUUUUGAAGGUUCUACAGGAGAACCGGGACAACCUGGCAGUCGAGGUCAACAAGGCUACAAAGGAGAACAAGGAGAUACAGGUCCCAGAGGCAAACACGGUCAUCGCGGAGAUCUAGGUCCUUCCGGCCGUAAAGGAGACAAAGGAGCACCAGGUUACGCUGGUCCAGAUGGCGAUGAUGGUUUAGCGGGUCCACGAGGGGAAGACGGCAGAGAUGGUACACCAGGUGUACAAGGACCGAUGGGGGAGCCAGGAAUAUACGAUGAACGACUGAAUUUACCAUUGCUCCCGGGAUCAAGAGGUCCUCAAGGCCCUGUGGGUUUUCCUGGCCCCAAAGGAAAUGCUGGCUUAGACGGCAAGCCGGGUCCGCCGGGUAUUGUAGGAUUUCCUGGAUUGCCAGGUGUAAAAGGUGUGGCUGGCCGGAUGGGUAUAGAAGGCAAAUCACCUAAAGGUGACCCUGGAAACGAUGGAUUUAAAGGUUUACCUGGUCCUCCUGGGCCCAUGGGAAAAUCAGGGCUACCUGGUGAAUUGGGGCCUAAAGGUUUUGCAGGAGCAACGGAAGUUGGUCCUUUUGGAGAAGAUGGAGAUCCAGGAUCUGAUGGUGUUUUCGGUCAACGUGGUGACAGAGGUUCUCCUGGAUUUAUGGGACCACCUGGUUAUCCAGGACGAGGCGUCCAUGGAGUCGGUCCUCCAGGCGAAGACGGACCACCUGGCUCACCUGGUUUUGUCGGCGAUCCCGGAACAGAUGGUUUUGAUGGAAAUCCAGGACCAAAAGGAAUUCGCGGUGACGACUGCCCUAUCUGUCAAUCAGGUCGUCCUGGCCAAAAGGGUGCCCAAGGUGCUGUCGGAGAACAGGGUGUGAAAGGCUAUCCUGGAUUACAAGGUUUAUCGGGAGCUCAAGGUGUUAAAGGGAUGUCUGGUACACCUGGUAUUAAUGGACCUAUGGGACCUAAAGGGAACAAGGGGCCACCUGGUAUGGCGGGACCACAAGGACCCAAGGGUCGCAAGGGUAUCUUGAUACGACCUCCUCUAUCUUUGACCAUAGCAGAAUCUGGACCCCGUGGAGACCCAGGUUUCAGAGGAAAUCCGGGCCCAGUCGGUGACCCGGGAUGGCCAGGUAGACCCGGAUUAAAUGGUUUAAGAGGUUUAUCCGGACGCCCAGGAAAUGAUGGUUAUCCAGGACAACCCGGAUUAAAUGGAGCCAGAGGAAAGGACGGCGUACCUGGGUUGCCAGGGCAAAAUGCUGAUGUCCUGAAAGUACGUCUUACUGGCCAGAAAGGAGAGCGAGGACUGAAGGGUCCCAUGGGAGAACCUGGUGACGAUGGAAUAAAAGGUGAAGCGGGAGAAGCGCUUGGCUUCGGUAUAAAUACGAAAGGGUCUAAAGGAGACAUGGGCCCACCCGGACCAGCAGGUUUAAAGGGGCGAAAAGGAGAAGUUGGUGAAAUGGGAUAUGACGGUAUACCGGGAGUACGCGGUGAUGCUGGUGAAACUGGAAUAUCAAUACCAGGACCUAUCGGUGCAAAAGGUUUUCCUGGCGAAAAAGGAGAAAUAGGACCCUUUGGAAAUCCUGGUCAACCUGGAGAAAGGGGACCUACUGGGUUUCCAGCCCCGAAAGGAAAGAAAGGAUCGCGGGGCCCUGUUGGUCUUGCCACAAUUGCAGGUGAAAGAGGUUUGGAUGGGCCUAAAGGUGACCAAGGUGAUUUGGGUUUACCAGGAUAUCCAGGUUUAGAUGGAAGGGUUGGAAAUAUGGGACCUAAAGGAGAACCAGGUUUUCCAGGAGACGUAGGACCCCCAGGACCUAUAGGCCCUGCUGGUCGUAAAGGGUUUCCUGGAAUAAUAAUACAAGGUUCAAGAGGUCUCCCUGGUCUACCUGGUUUACCUGGUGCUAUGGGGCUUAUGGGAAAUCCCGGUAUGAGAGGACCUAAUGGUGCACCAGGUGGAAUUGGUUUCAAAGGCAUAAAAGGAGAAGCUGGCCGCGUUGGAGCUAGAGGAGCGGUCGGAUUCAGUGGUAGUAUCGGAAGAGCAGGCCAUCCAGGAGAAAUGGGACGUCCUGGUGCAACAGGGCCUUUCGGAGAUAAAGGAAUGCCAGGUGCAGCAGGAUAUUCGGGUGUUCCUGGACGGCCUGGGCUACCAGGUCCAAUAGGUUUAAAGGGUUUAAAGGGUGAUGAGGGAUUACCAGGGGAACCUGGCUUAGAUGGAUGGAAGGGAACUAAGGGACAAAUAGGUGCUUUUGGACUGAGAGGCCUUAAGGGACAGCCAGGUGAUGAUUCAAGCAUGGGUAUGAAAGGAGAACAAGGAGAUAAUGGCAGUGAUGGUAUUCCUGGAACACCAGGACUGUUAGGAGUUAAAGGAAUAAAAGGAGAUAAAGGUGAUGAUGGAAAAACAGUUCGUGGAUAUGACGGAGAAAAGGGACCAAGGGGUGAUGAAGGUCCCAGGGGAUAUGAGGGCUUCAAAGGAAUAAAAGGUCGAAUUGGUGACAUUGGAGAUAGAGGCUUAAGAGGCAUUAAUGGUGAUAUCGGUCCUCAAGGAGUCCCCGGUUUCUACGGAAAAAAUGGAUCUGUUGGGCUUAAAGGUUUAAAAGGAGAUGUAGGUUUUACAGGACGAAAAGGUAGAAAAGGUGAGAGGGGAUUCGUUGGUAAGUUUGGCAGAAUUGGAUUACCGGGAAUUCCUGGUGACAGAGGACCACCUGGUCCAUUAGGUUUAAUCGGUGAAACGGGAGAAAAGGGGGUACAGGGUGAAAUGGGUCCUAUUAGUUAUUCUCCUGCUACGAAAGGAGAUAUGGGACCAACCGGAAGAGAGGGUUUCCCAGGACGACCUGGAGAUGAUGGAGAUGAUGGAAUAGAAGGACUCAAAGGAGUUAAAGGAAUACAAGGUGAUAUAGGACAAACAGGGGAGUAUGGAGAUGAUGGAAUUCCUGGAUUAAAAGGCAUUAUUGGAAAUAUUGGUGCACCAGGUCUUCCUGGGUUAGAUGGAAUAAAUGCUGAAAGGGGUGAACCAGGCAAGAAUGGAACGAAUGGACUUCAAGGUUGGGUUGGAAAUAUGGGUCAAAAAGGUGUGUUAGGGGAGUAUGGAGUGGAUGGUCCUGAAGGUUCUCGGGGUCCACCUGGUAUUUCUUUUAACGGCCCCGUUGGAAUAAAAGGAAUUAAGGGUAAAACAGGUAGACGUGGCAAAAGUGGUUUACCAGGACUACGUGGACAGCAGGGACUCCCCGGUAAUUACGGAAUACGAGGCGAUGUUGGCGAACCCGGUUUUGCCAUAAGCCCUAAAGGAGAACAAGGAGAAAUAGGAUUCCCUGGAACUGAUGGUAGUAAGGGUGAAAGGGGUGAGAUGGGAGAGCCAGGAAACUAUGGAUUCCCAGGAUUACAAGGACUAAAAGGUCUUAAAGGAUUUACAGGAGAUAAAGGUAUACAGGGCCGACGUGGUAACCGUGGCCGGCAGGGCGUCAAAGGGGAUAAAGGAAACACAGUACAUCCUUAUGAUGUUCCUCCUGGGCCUCCUGGUGAUAUUGGUCCUGCUGGUUUUGAUGGAAAACCUGGCGAAAUGGGUGAACCGGGUAGUUUUGGUUUCGAUGGCAGGCCUGGUAUGAAAGGAGAGAUAGGAAUGAUUGGCCAACAAGGGCCUGUGGGAUACCCAGGACAGCCCGGACCACCAGGUGUUACUGGAAUAAAGGGAUUAGCAGGUUUAGAAGGAAGUCGUGGCAUUUCUGGUGCAAGGGGCUACCCAGCUCCACCGCCGCCAAUCCCUAAGUCAAGAGGAUUCUAUUUUACUGUACAUUCACAGUCAAGAAUGAUUCCACAAUGUCCAUCAGGAACAACACCUAUGUGGGACGGAUUUUCCCUCAUACAUAUUAUAGCGAACGCUAAAGCGCACGGCCAGGAUUUAGGCGCUCCAGGAAGUUGUCUGAGAAGAUUCUCGACUAUGCCGUUUAUGUUCUGUAACAUCAAUGACGUGUGUGAUUUCGCACAGCGGGAAGAUUAUAGUUUUUGGCUUUCAACACCUGAACCAAUGCCAAUGGCUAUGACACCCAUCAUGGCGAGAGACGUCGGCUCCUACAUUUCAAGAUGCCAAGUUUGUGAGUCACCUACAAGGACAAUAGCGAUACACAGCCAGAGUAGCACGCCCCCAGCCUGUCCAAAUGAAUGGGAAGAACUUUGGGUUGGAUACAGCUUUUUAAUGCACACAGCCGGACCAGAUGCAUCUGGGCAAAGUUUGAUCUCGCCAGGCUCUUGCCUGCGUGACUUCAGAACAAGGCCCUUCAUUGAGUGCAAUGGACUAGGACGUUGCAACUACUUCGCCACCGCUGUCUCGUAUUGGCUUUCCACUAUUGAAGACGUAUUUAUGUUUUCGAAGCCAGAACAACAAACACUUAAGAGUGACCACGUUUCUAAAGUCAGCAGGUGUGCCGUUUGUAUGAGGCGGCGUCCAGGGCCGACGAAUCCAUCGGUAUACCAACAGGGUGGAGUGGAGGCUGUUCCCAACGCAGUGGUCAGGAGGCCAUUGUCCCGACAGCGAUACCUACCGGCCGCCGUCAGACACAACCGUGGCAGACGCCGACAUCGAUUCGCAACAUCACACAGACUAUAAUAUCAAGACCAAUAGGAAAAUAAAUGCAGAACAGUCGUCUUCAAUGGAGAAUUCCGAACUGUUCAACAACUAAAUUUUAGGCUACAAUUUAAUAUUAAAGUACCUAAGGAAUUAGAAACUCCAACACACGUGGUACCAUGUUAAUUUUAAUACUGUCUACUUAAAUUUAGGAAAAUCCUCUACAAACGUAAUAUCAUAAAUAGAUUUUUUACGCACUGAACUAUCGAUACUCGAUACUAUCGUACAAUGUUGUUCAACCUCUUCUGAGGUUUUAAAUACCAACGAAUGCCUUUUUUCCUUACUUUUUUGACUAUUUCUCAUAAUGUAGUCUGCUCUCUCUCUCUUAGGUAGAUACUCUACUACAGACUCUACUUAGGUAGAUACUAUUGAAAGUAUAACAGGAGGUCAUACACGAAACACAUUAAAUUUCUCGAUAAAAAAUAAUUGGUAUAUUUGUACCUAUAACUAUAUUGUACUAAAACUUUUAAAAUGUAAGAUUUUCACUAAAUUGCUUUGAAUUUUUGCAAAUUGAAAAAAUAUAACUAUACCUGUGUAUCAUACGGUAUUUGGCCAGCGGUUGCUUUCCAUUUUUUGUACCGAUAGCUUCAAAGCAAUUAUUUGACAAAACCGAAUUUCUAGUUUCAGAUCUAACUUAGAUUAAGGAACAACUAGAUACGGUACUACUUAAGAACAAUAGCUUUUUUAUUACGACAACUUUAUAUUGUUGUGUGUUUUGACUAUUUGUAAAGAUGCUUGUGUGCGUGACAUCUUGACACUCAACGGCAUCUUUCAAAUUUUAUAACUUAUAUACGCUCCGUGUUGUUUUACAUUGAAAUUAAUAAAAAACAAAAUACUUACUAAUGAUACAUGAUCCCAGUGUCUUUCUUAUUUCUUGUAGUAUUAUUUUUACAAUGUUUUACUACUCAACCCGGCAUUUUAGUUUCAAUUAUUAGCAAAGUUUAACAGGACAUGUGAACGUCACACCUUGUUCGAGUACGCCCACUUGGGCGUAGUAUUAGUUUCCGCACUUUGCGACUACGCCUGCGGCAUCUAGUUGGAGCGCAGUGGAGACCAAUCCUUAAUCUAUGGUUUCCAGGUUCACAUGUUAUUAUUUUAUAUAUCUGCUACGCCUGCCUCUCGAUAGCAUAAUAUAGUUGUUCAUGUAUAACCGCGGUACUCAUACCAAACUUAUAAAGUUGUUUCUUUACGCAGUUAUUAUGUUUAGAUAAAAUAUAUUAUCUUGUUAAUUUCAUUUCUUGGCCAUACUACGCAUAUCUUAUAGCGACCAUUAAAAAAAUUGCGCUUAACAUAUUUUGUAAGUAAUUACCUAAACCAAUAAUUACACUUAGCCAAGUCUUAGUCAGUUACUUAAUAUUGAUCUUAUUUAUAAGUAUAGUGUAAACUUGAAAUAUUAUAAUUGUAUCUAUUUUCAUACAAAUAAAAAUGUAAAAAUCCUGUAAAGUAUUUGUAAAUAGAUUACUUAUUUCAAUAUAUUUCCUUACCAAAAUAUAAAAUUAAAUAUA